AUGCCGUGCACCCUGACUCCCUGUCACGUGGCACACCCGCGUGAGGACUGGACGGCAGAGCAGAUCCUGGCGGAAUUCCAGCUGCAGGAGGAGGACCUCAAGAAAGUCAUGAGGAGGAUGCAGAAGGAGAUGGACCGCGGCCUGAGACUGGAGACCCACAAAGAGGCCAGCGUGAAGAUGCUACCUACCUACGUGCGCUCCACCCAGGAGGGCUCAGAAGUCGGGGACUUCCUCUCUCUGGACCUGGGCGGCACCAACUUCAGGGUGAUGCUGGUGAAGGUGGGCGAAGGCGAGGCCGGGCAGUGGAGCGUCAAAACCAAGCACCAGAUGUACUCCAUCCCCGAGGAUGCCAUGACGGGCACGGCGGAGAUGCUCUUUGACUACGUCUCCGAGUGCAUAUCCGACUUCCUGGACAAGCAUCAGAUGAAGCAUAAGAAGCUGCCUUUGGGCUUCACCUUCUCCUUCCCUGUGAGGCAUGAAGACAUCGACAAGGGCAUCCUUCUCAACUGGACCAAGGGCUUCAAGGCCUCGGGAGCAGAAGGGAACAACAUUGUGGGGCUUCUGAGAGACGCCAUCAAACGGAGAGGGGACUUUGAGAUGGAUGUGGUCGCGAUGGUGAAUGACACUGUGGCCACCAUGAUAUCUUGUUACUAUGAAGACCACCGGUGUGAGGUCGGCAUGAUUGUGGGCACAGGCUGCAAUGCCUGCUACAUGGAGGAGAUGCAGAACGUGGAGCUGGUGGAGGGGAACGAGGGCCGCAUGUGCGUCAACACCGAGUGGGGUGCCUUCGGGGACGCGGGCGAGCUGGAUGAGUUCCUGCUGGAGUACGACCGUGUAGUGGACGAGACCUCCAUGAACCCCGAUACGAGAAGCUCAUCGGUGGCAAGUACAUGGGUGAGCUAGUGCGGCUAGUCUUGUUGAAGCUUGUGGACGAGAACCUGCUCUUCCACGGCAAGGCAUCCGAGCAGCUUCGCACGCGAG
Echinops telfairi (small Madagascar hedgehog) is the source of this 981-nucleotide messenger RNA. RefSeq names its product hexokinase-4. Gene Ontology annotation, cellular component: mitochondrion; cytosol. Lineage: Eukaryota; Metazoa; Chordata; Mammalia; Afrosoricida; Tenrecidae. The record is from RefSeq and is a predicted model, not a curated record. Gene Ontology annotation, molecular function: D-glucose binding; mannokinase activity; ATP binding. Gene Ontology annotation, biological process: glycolytic process; glucose 6-phosphate metabolic process; intracellular glucose homeostasis. The coding region runs from base 1 to 903 and encodes 300 amino acids. The transcript has 8 exons.